GUACAGCUAGACAGCAGUUUGUUUUGCCUCUUCCAAGAAGAGAUCAUACAGGGAUAAUUAUAUUUAAGCAAUAUCUUAAUCCCGCAGGGAAUCGCUCUGUCGUGUCGUUUGUGUAGGACACAGAUCAGGAUGAAGACGUCAGUCUUUGCCUCGGCCAUGGUGUUGGGACUACUCUUCUGUUCGCAAAGGAGCGCAGGGGUAGGUGGCUACCAGGGUUCCUUUCAGCACCCAUACAAAUACAACUCCAGUCCCAACCAGUCUGAGCGCUCACCGCAGCAGCCACCACAGAACGGAUUUGUCUCCCGCCAAAUGGGGCCAGUAACUGCCAACGACGAGGUUCUAGAAUCCAGCCAAGAAGCCUUACACGUCACGGAGCGCCGGUACCUCAAACUGGACUGGUGCAAAACGCAGCCGCUGAAACAGACGAUCCACGAGGAAGGAUGCCUCAGCCGCACUAUAAUCAAUCGUUUCUGUUACGGGCAGUGUAACUCCUUCUACAUCCCCCGACACAUCUACGAAGAUGACGGGGCUUUCCAAUCGUGUUCCACCUGUAAACCGAAAACAUUCACAACUGUCACCUAUACCCUCAUAUGUCCCGGGCAGUCACCCAGCUCCCGAAAGAAACGCGUCCAGCGCGUAAAGACGUGCCGCUGCGCUUCCAUAGACCUGGAUUAGGCCUAGUAAAAACCAUAGGUGGACACAGUCUCUGUUGGUUUGCUUUCCACGGGAAGAAUUAAAAGGUACCGACCAAUGCAUACAAUUAAAUGUGCUUCCAUUGCAAAAACCGAAUAUGCACGAGGGAGAGAAUAUCCAAUCUUAAUCCGAAAAGGGGAGAUCAAAAGACAACGAAACCAAGGGAUGGAACUGUUCAAAACCAUUCCAAAACCCUAAACUGGUAGCUAUGCCAACCCCAACAGACUCCCCAGUGUAAUGUAUGGGACUAUAAUGACUGGUUUGGCAUAAUUGACUGGUUUGGCACAUUGUAAAUGGCUUAUGGCUUCAAGCGUAAUGUUUUUUUAAUGAUAUUGUUGGUUUGCUGCCUAAUACAAAUAACAGUAUCACUGUGGAUAGCAAAAGGUUUGCGCAUGUUUGCCAUUUAAAAGAAGGCGAAAAAGCCACAGUGUAAGAAUUUGACAGACUAUUUUUGUAAACCGUUGAGAGCAUAUAUUGUUUCCACUGUGUGGAAUAUGAGUUGGUGGAUGCGUUCACUUCCAGAGCGCUAGACGAGUGUGGUGUUCAUGAAUAUUGGCUUUUCUUUUAAAACUUUGCCCUGUUAGACGUCACUUAAUGUACUUGUUAAUGUAUUAAUCAUGUAUAUAAAGUGGUUGCUGAAUAAACUCAUGAUUGUACACCUUA
Molecule: messenger RNA, 1356 nt
Organism: Oncorhynchus tshawytscha (Chinook salmon)
Lineage: Eukaryota; Metazoa; Chordata; Actinopteri; Salmoniformes; Salmonidae
Product: gremlin 1a, DAN family BMP antagonist
Exons: 2
Coding region: 130-675 (181 amino acids)
Biological process (GO): animal organ morphogenesis
Molecular function (GO): receptor ligand activity; BMP binding
Source: RefSeq, a predicted model, not a curated record